UAAAGGGACAAUGCCCUCAUAACGGAUCCAUGCUUGGGUUCUUGCUUCUUUCUCGGAACCAAAGAUCAAGUGCGAUAACAUGCCAUCAGUGCAUGCAAUUUCGCCGGUCUGAGUGGCGGUAUAGAAACCUUCUCUCUCCUUCGCACUUAGCUGCAACCUACGAUGCCACGGCCCAACGACUUAUACUACGACCGAGUCCAGCUGCCGAUAUUCCUCGGGCUGAUCUGCCUGGUGUGGAUUGUGGUGGGCGUGCGCCUAUGGGUAUUCCGAAAACACUACUGCGGAUGGAGGACCUGGCGAGGACUCAGCACCGCGCUGACACUCCUGUCCGCCGUCAUGUGCACGAUCUAUGUCGCCAUGCUCGCGGGAAACUACUUCCUCAAUGAACGCAUCAUCCGCAUCCGCGACAUUAUCAGCCCUAAUCCGGCAACUUAUGAGAUGGAUCGGAAGCCAGAGUCUUAUUCGGCCGCAGAGAUACAAACAGUUAUCGAUGCUUCGGAGGAAAUCUACAUGCUCCAACUAUGGCUUCGAAUAACCCUCAGCAUAGCCCUCUGGCUCGUCAAAUUCGCAUUCGUAGCGCUGUUCCUCGAGACGCGCGAGGCGCUCAGCCACCGCUGGCGCAUAGUCCUGUACAUUACCGCCGCCACCAUUUCCGUCACCUUCGUCGUGGUGAUCUGGACCGUGUGCAAAGACGUGAUCCAAAGCUGGGUCCACCCCACCGUCGAAGACAUCCUCGGCGGCAUCUACGUCAAUGGCAUCCGCUUCGUCGCGCUCGAAGCGGACAACGAAUUCGUGCUUACAGCGGCAAACAUCAUCACGGACAUCCUUUUGGUUCUGAUCGCGUGUAAGACCGUGACCGCGUUGCACCGGCCGAUCUCUGCGGCCUCACUGCUGUUCAUCAUGGUAGCGAUCACCGUGUCCGUCGCAAUCGGCCGGCUGAUCCUGAACAUCCUCACGAUGAACGUCAUGUUCUAUUCCGACCACGCCACUAUUCCCCUGCAGCUGCUGGCUGAGCUGGAAACGUUCUUUGCGGCUAUCGUGUCUUGUCUGCCCGGGCUGAGGGUACUGCUGAGAAGCUCCGGAAAUCAGCAGGAGGAGGAGUUUGUUGAGAAUGAGGUUAUUGUCCCGAGUCAUGAGAUGCUCGAUAUACGGGAUUCCACGAGAUUCUCCGAAGUAACAGACGCCAAAUACAGCCACAGCCACGGGCAUGGGCACGGGCACAGCCUGCACAGCCUGCACAGUCGGCCGGGCAGCGAAGACCCGUUCACCAACGCGAAGGCGCCGAGUUCGGGCAGCGGCUCGUAUACCAUUGCGAGGCAGGUGAGCAUGGCCUAGCCUCAUAGGAGGGAGGGAGGAAUUGGACAACCCUUUUUUCACUUUCUUUUCUUUACCUUUUUACUUUUUACUUUUUUACUUUUUAUUUUGAUGUAAUCACGAACGCUGUAUGAACAGAACAUGUUCCGCAACGACUUUACCCAGCCAUCAGGGUCUGCAAUACGAUGGAUAAUUUGGAUAGAUUUUUUCUGAGCUCUAUGUAUGCACUCUCUGCAUAAUCCUGUUGAGUUUCGGAGGGAACUCCGAUGAUUGGGGGCGGGGGGGAUAGAUCUCGCGGAAAACCGAGGCCGCCCGCAGUGCGCACGGACUGGACCGUUGGGCUAGAGAGGCGCAGAAAUGUGGUCCCGAACGAAGGCGGCGCGGGUGAGAGAUCGUGAAUGGCAGGUAUCACAUGCUGAGAGCAGGACAAGCCUCCAGGGCUGCUCAUUUACACAGAU
Molecule: messenger RNA, 1772 nt
Organism: Tricharina praecox
Lineage: Eukaryota; Fungi; Ascomycota; Pezizomycetes; Pezizales; Pyronemataceae
Exons: 5
Coding region: 163-1335 (390 amino acids)
Source: RefSeq, a predicted model, not a curated record